UUUACGUAUGAAGAUAAAAAUUAUAAUUCACAGGGCGAUAUUACAUAUUGACGAAUGAGAUUAAACUCUAUCUUAAUCAACAACAUAGCUUGAUUAAGUUAACAUUAUAUCAGCGUUCGUCUAUUGUUAAAAUAUUGAUUUUCAUAAACAAAACGCGUUGAAUAAAAUAUAUAAAUGAUAAAGGACAAUAAGGAUUUAUUAUGUAUGCGGUAAAGUUAUGAAGACAUAAAAGGAUCGCACUUUUCUGCUUUGUGUCCUCUUCAACAAAUGACUCGCCAUGAUUUUUAGAUUACUGAUAUCAAUAGCUGUUUUCCACUUUGCACACGGUAUAAGUUUAAGUUGUGUUCCUGGUGUGCCUAAAUAUCAAUCUUCUAUGACAUGCACCUGCACAAAUCCAACAAAAAAUGGUGUUGAAUGGCGACGCAACUCGCAAAUUGUUACUACAUGUUCAGGGACUGUAGACGAUUGCUUCCCGCCUUCCUUAGAAUACACGUCAUCUGUUUCUAGUAAUGAAUUUUACUCGGAAGUCAGCCCAUACUCAUACACAGAUUGUGCAACAUAUAGUUGCAGAGACCUAAGCACAGGCGAAGAAGUUUCUACCACAACCUCGAUAGCAGACUUUGACCAAACUAGUAUUACAGCAGAGGAACCUGGAGCUAAUACAAAUGGCCAAGUAAAGGUCAUUACAGGAUGUGUUUUCCCAACGAAUGACAUAACUGUUACGUGGUACAAGAUUGAG
Messenger RNA from Ruditapes philippinarum (Manila clam), 739 nucleotides. RefSeq lists its product as uncharacterized. The transcript is spliced from 4 exons. The record is from RefSeq and is a predicted model, not a curated record. Lineage: Eukaryota; Metazoa; Mollusca; Bivalvia; Venerida; Veneridae. The annotation marks the transcript as partial.